ACUCGCUGUUGCCGCCUUGUGAAGAAGGUAUCUGCUUCCCCUGCGCCUUCCACUAUGAUUGUAAGUUUCCUGUAAGAGGCCUCCCGAGCCAUGCAGAACUCUUGGAAGCCUUGCUGUUGUAAACCCACAGAAGAAAGCUAAAAAAAUAUGCAGAAUUAUGGAUUGCUCUUUCUACAUUUGGAAGAAAAAGAGUUUUUCUCAGAAAGUCUGCUCUAUAGUACCACGAAGAUGGAAGGCACAGGCCCCCCAAACACUGGAGCCGUCUACGAAUUAUUCUGACGCUAACUCCACAGCUCCGGACAGAAACACAAUAGACGGGCGUGGUCUUAUAAUCAUAAGCCAGUUCCUUUCUCGAGUCCUUCCUGCCUAUGUUCGCCUACAUGUUAUGGGUUCUGCGGCCCUGAUGAAACUCCCCGAACGGAGAAAAACCACACACUUCAUCCCAGUGGCGAGUUUCUCCUCUUGCUCUAACGGGGUGUUUGACCUUCUAGUCGACUGCGUCCCCUGUACCAGGCGCCAGCUGUGUUCCUGACCCCAGAAUAAAUCAGGGCUGCACGGGGCCUGGCAGCGCUCCGCACACAUUUCCUGUCGCGGCCUAAGGGAAACUGUUGGCCGCUGGGCCCGCGGGGGGAUUUUUGGCAGUUGGGGGGUCAGUCGGGAGCGAGGGCGGACGGAAGGGAGGGGGAAUCGGGUUGGGGAAGCCAGCUGUAGAGGGCGGUGACCGCGCCCCAGAGACAGCUCCGCGUCCUCGAGCGGGACAGAUCCAAGUUGGUAGCAGCUCUCCGUGGGGGCCUCAGAGGAUGAGGCCGGCGUUCGCCCUGUGCCUCCUCUGGCAGGCGCUCUGGCCUGGGCCGGGCGGCGGCGAACACCCCACUGCCGACCGUGCUGGCUGCUCGGCCUCGGGGGCCUGCUACAGCCUGCACCACGCCACCAUGAAGCGGCAGGCGGCCGAGGAGGCCUGCAUCCUGCGAGGUGGGGCGCUUAGCACCGUGCGUGUGGGCGCCGAGCUGCGCGCUGUGCUCGCGCUCCUGCGGGCCGGCUCAGGGCCCGGAGGGGGCUCCAGAGACCUGCUGUUCUGGGUCGCACUGGAGCGCGGGCGUUCCCACUGCACCCUGGAGAAGGAGCCUUUGCGGGGUUUCUCCUGGCUGUCCUCCGACGCCGGCGGGCUCGAAAGCGACACGCUGCAGUGGGUCGAGGAGCCCCAACGCUCCUGCACCGCGCGCAGAUGCGCGGUACUCCAGGCCACCGGUGGAGUCGAGCCCGCAGGCUGGAAGGAGAUGCGAUGCCACCUGCGCGCCAACGGCUACCUGUGCAAGUACCAGUUUGAGGUCUUGUGUCCUGCGCCGCGCCCCGGGGCCGCCUCUAACUUGAGCUAUCGCGCGCCCUUCCAGCUGCACAGCGCCGCUCUGGACUUCAGUCCACCUGGGACCAAGGUGAGUGCGUUCUGCCGGGGACAGGUCCCGAUCUCAAUUACUUGCAUCGUGGACGAAACCGGCGCUCGCUGGGACAAACUCUCGGGCGACGUGUUGUGUCCCUGCCCCGGGAGGUACCUCCGUGCUGGCAAAUGCACAGAGCUCCCUAACUGCCUAGACGACUUGGGAGGCUUUGCCUGCGAAUGUGCUACGGGCUUCGAGCUGGGGAAGGACGGCCGCUCUUGUGUGACCAGUGGGGAAGGACAGCCGACGCUUGGGGGGACCCGGGUGCCCACCAGGCGCCCGCCGGCCACUGCAACCAGCCCCGUGCCGCAGAGAACAUGGUCAAUCAGGGUCGACGAGAAGCUGGGAGAGAUACCACUUGUCCCUGAACAAGACAAUUCAGUAACAUCUAUUCCUGAGAUUCCUGGGUGGGGAUCACAGAGCACGAUGUCUACCCUUCAAAUGUCCCUUCAAGCCGAGUCAAAGGCCACCAUCACCCCAUCAGGGAGCGUGAUUUCCAAGUUUAAUUCUACGACUUCCUCUGCCACUCCUCCGGCUUUCGACUCCUCCUCUGCCGUGGUCUUCAUAUUUGUAAGCACGGCAGUAGUAGUGUUGGUGAUCUUGACCAUGACAGUACUGGGGCUUGUCAAGCUCUGCUGUCACGAGAGCCCCUCUUCCCAGCCAAGGAAGGAGUCUGUGGGCCCGCCGGGCCUGGAGAGUGAUCCUGAGCCCACUGCUUUGGGCUCCAGUUCUGCACAUUGCACAAACAGUGGGGUGAAAGUCGGGGACUGUGAUCUGCGGGACAGAGCAGAGGGUGCCUUGCUGGCGGAGUCCUCCCUUCGCUCUGAUGAUGCAUAGGGAAACAGGGGACAUGGGCACUCCUGUGAACAGUUUUUCACUUUUGAUGAAACAGGGAACCAAGAGGAACUACUUGUGUAACUGACAAUUUCUGCAGAAAUCCCCCUUCCUCUAAAUUCCCUCUACUCCACUGAGGAGCUAAAUCAGAACUGCACACUCCUUCCCUGAAGAUAGAGGAAGUGGACGUGCCUUUAGGAUGGUGAUAUUGGCGGACCGGGUAGUGCUGGGGAGAGAUAUUUUCUUACGUUAAUUCUGGAGAAUUUGGAGAAGUGAUUGAAGUUUUCAAGACAUUGGAAACAAAUAGAACACAAUAUAAUUUACAUUAAAAAAUAAUUUCUAACAAAAUGGAAAGGAAAUCUUCUAUGUUGUUCAGGCUAGGAGUAUAUUGGUUCGAAAUCCCAGGCAAAAAAAUAAAACCAAAAAUAAAAAAUUAAAGGAUUGUUGAUAACCCAGACUCAAAUAUCAUUGGCUUCCUCCAGGAGUAAUUAGGAACAGCUGAGGGCAUGCUGGGAGUAAGCAGCAAGAGUGCAUUCUGCUUGUAGAUUGAGGGAGAGG
Messenger RNA from Symphalangus syndactylus (siamang), 2828 nucleotides. It is a transcript of the gene CLEC14A, whose product is annotated as C-type lectin domain containing 14A. Gene Ontology annotation, cellular component: extracellular matrix; external side of plasma membrane. Gene Ontology annotation, biological process: cell migration. The record is from RefSeq and is a predicted model, not a curated record. Gene Ontology annotation, molecular function: extracellular matrix protein binding; extracellular matrix binding. Lineage: Eukaryota; Metazoa; Chordata; Mammalia; Primates; Hylobatidae.